Messenger RNA from Aphis gossypii (cotton aphid), 881 nucleotides. RefSeq names its product mitochondrial pyruvate carrier 1 (gene Mpc1). Gene Ontology annotation, cellular component: mitochondrial inner membrane. Bases 215 to 559 code for a protein of 114 amino acids. NCBI's taxonomy places the organism in Eukaryota, Metazoa, Arthropoda, Insecta, Hemiptera, Aphididae. The record is from RefSeq and is a predicted model, not a curated record. The transcript is spliced from 3 exons. Gene Ontology annotation, biological process: pyruvate import into mitochondria.
UUAACAGAAAAAAAUUGUUUUCAGUUUUUAUUCUAUAGGUUCAAGUUCUGAACCAGACGUUGACCUCUAGAACUUCCAAUAAAACAUUUUUUUCAAUUGAAUAUUAUUAGUUUCACGAAUCACUCAUCGGUCUAACCUUCAAAACAUUAGACUUCUUCAAGUUAAAAAACUCAUACAUACAUUAUAAUUUUUAAAUUACUAAGUACAAAAUAAUAUGGCUUCCAUGGGUAAAAAAUUGUUUGAACAACUCAAAAGUAAAGAAUUCCGUACUUAUUUAAUGAGUACUCAUUUUUGGGGUCCAAUAGCAAAUUGGGGUAUACCAAUAGCAGCACUAUCGGAUGUUAGAAAAGAUCCUGAAUUAAUUAGCGGUAAAAUGACUGGAGCGUUAUGCUUAUAUUCAAUGGCAUUCAUGAGAUUUGCGUGGAAAGUCCAACCACGUAAUAUGCUUUUGUUCGCUUGUCAUGCAACCAAUGAAGUAGCUCAAGUGAUCCAACUUUCAAGAUUCAUUAACUAUAAUUAUUUAUCCAACAAAAAAGAUAAAAGUAAUGAAUUAGCUUAAUUAUUCCAUUUUUUAUUUUUGUAUACGAGAGUACUAUAUAAUUUAAUUUUUAAAUCAAAAUUUCAAUGUGAUAGCUUUCUGUAACAUGCAUUUAUAGAAAUGCAUAUCAACUGUGACAUACUGACAUCCACUUGUCAUUAUUGUUAACAAAUGUUGACAAUAAAUGUAGAUCAUGUAUUCAUAUUAUUUGCUCAUUUUUGUACAAUGAGAUAUACUUGGCUGUUUAUACGAUUAUAAAUUGAACGUGUAUACUUUAAUUUUAAGUAUUUUUUCUUUAUAAUACCGUUAUUUAUUUUUAAUAAAUUAUAAUUGUAGCCUCUAA